This is a messenger RNA of Lottia gigantea (owl limpet), 825 nucleotides long. RefSeq lists its product as hypothetical. The record is from RefSeq and is a predicted model, not a curated record. The coding region runs from base 41 to 610 and encodes 189 amino acids. The transcript has 4 exons. Gene Ontology annotation, biological process: mitochondrial electron transport, NADH to ubiquinone. Lineage: Eukaryota; Metazoa; Mollusca; Gastropoda; Lottiidae.
AACGAAGGUUGCCCAGCAAGGUCAUUGAUUUGUUUUCAAGAUGGCAUCCGACGUCAUUGGUGCUACCUUGGACAAGCCAUGGCACAAACAGCUAGCCCUAAAAAGGGCACAAACGAAUCGUGGCAGCUUUUAUCCUCCUAUGAGCAUUGAACCUCUUCCUCAUAUGCGUAGUAGGCUUGGAGGUCAGGGUAUGUCGACCGAGGAGAGAGUUCUUCGACGACAGUGGAUCCAAGCUCAAUAUCUUGCUCCAAAUGAACCAAACUAUGGCCCGUAUGAAAAGCUUCAUUUUAGGAAGAACAUCUUUAGAAGACCCCUGACUGGUGUAUGGGAGAAUUUUUGUAAUUUUUUAAUUUCUGUGACAAAUAGACCUAAGGGAGUUGGCUAUCUUCACUACACUUUCCCCCGGCUCCUUGGUGCUGUUGCUGUUAGCUAUUGGCUUGGUUAUUUAUUGAAAUACCACAAGGGUGAUUGGACGAAAGAAACUGGAUGGAAUAUAUCAUUUACUAGAGAACCUGAGUAUGAUUUGACAAAACCUUAUGUACCAAAACCAGAUAAUGAAUUCUUUGCCAGAGGAUUUACUACUAGAAAGGUGCUAUUGAAUGAAAAGUAAAAAAGAUUGUACAUUUAAUCAUAGACACAGUUCAAAAACACAGUGAAGUGAUAAUAGAAUAAAACUAAAAAUUAUUGGUUUGACACAUCAAGAAGGCAAUAGCGGUGUGCUGCUUUAUAAAGUACACUGUUCAACAUCCAGAAGAAAUUUUUAUUAACUGCCUUAGUUGGUAUAUGAUUUAUUGUAGAGUGAUGAAUAUAUGACUCUCUCCUGAU